CAAAACGGCGUGACCAUUAGCUCUCCACACGGACUCGAUUGUACAGGAGCACCACUUGUUCGCCCGCCUGUUGCCGCGGGCCAAAACGCUCCACUAUCAAAGAGAAACUCACCAAUGCAGCCAGAGGAUCGUCUUGGUUCGCAAGCUCUAAGUUUGCCACCGAUUGCAGAAUGGUACGACGCAAGGACGACCACCGCCUUCGAGGCUCGUCCUACGACGCGAACUGAAGACCAAGCUGGGCAGCGUACAGCGACCGCUGAAGGGCAUGUGGCCUAUCAUCGCCCGCGGGACUUGAACGGAGCGUUUGCCCACCCCGAUAGCUUAGGCAAUACGAAUGUGGAUCGUCACGCUCGCCCACAACAGUCAUUUCCGACCCAGUUGACGGGACACGGGCUCCCUAAAGUCAUGGGAUUGCCCGAACACUCUGCUAUGCCUCGAAGAGACUCCUCAUUGGCCGGCUGGACCGUCACAUCGCCCGGUCGAAGAGGCCAAGAAGGUCUUGCGGUACGGCCUGGCUAUGAAUCAAUUCAAUCCACCGGUGAGGAGGCGGAUAUGAGCGCAAGAUAUGGUAGAGACUGUGCUCGAUACGCUGCAGCCUCUCACGGUCCGGAGGAGCAUGACGAUCGUAUCAAGCAAGAGUAUGAACGGGACCGUCAAUCAUUCGACCCUGUGAGCAGAAGUCCUCAUCUGCCUCUCACACAUGAAUCUCUCGCAAACCGAGCGGAUGAUAGUCUUGGCAAUCCAACAAUCCUUCAGUAUGUUCCUGGACUUCUACCUGCCGCAGCGGGCUAUAAGAACAGGGGAUACAUCGGAGUGGAGAUGAUCAACGGGCAGAAGUUCCAUAUUUACGAAGGCGGACUAUGCCUACCAUACGAGGUUAAUGGAGAGCGCGUGAAUGAAUGGUGGGGUUUGACGAAAGCCAACAUUCCACGCAAGCGUCUCGCAACAGCCUGCGAUCGCUGUCGCGAGAAGAAAGUAAGGUGCGAGCCCGGAGUUGGUGGAUGCUUACAGUGUCAGAGGGUGAAUUCAACGUGUCUACGAAACAUGCCUCAGCAUGAUUCACCUGAGAGCUCAGCGAGGCAAUAACACUUGUAGUUGGGGCUUGAGCAAUAAUGUGAUACUAUAUCCAUUGCUUCUCGCACUGUUUGAAUCGUCAUGGUAUACACCGAGAACGAAGAUCGCUCGUGUGACAACAGGUACAUGAAAUUUGUGACAUAUAUGUUUGUGUGAAAUUCAGCGAGAUGAUGUGAUACAAAUUGUGUAGAAUCCCUCCUAUCAGCGAAGACCUUG
Dissoconium aciculare CBS 342.82 is the source of this 1290-nucleotide messenger RNA. RefSeq lists its product as uncharacterized. Gene Ontology annotation, biological process: regulation of DNA-templated transcription. Gene Ontology annotation, molecular function: DNA-binding transcription factor activity, RNA polymerase II-specific; zinc ion binding. The transcript is spliced from 2 exons. The coding region runs from base 115 to 1086 and encodes 323 amino acids. NCBI's taxonomy places the organism in Eukaryota, Fungi, Ascomycota, Dothideomycetes, Mycosphaerellales, Dissoconiaceae. The record is from RefSeq and is a predicted model, not a curated record.